ACGACUUGGGGCCGAAAAACUGGUAAACAACUUAACCUUGCCAUGGAUCUCGACUAGCCGGCGUAUAUAUAUACUUAUGUAACUGGAAACGUCAACCGGUUCCCUGAACUUUGCCUUCGUUGAGAAUGUCUUCUUCUGCAACACCUUCAAAUUCUGGCGUCGGUGUCAACGAGCAUACUCCUCUUCUCGACCCAGGACAGCAAGGCCCGAAGGAGCCCACUCCCUUGCCAAAGCUUCAGAUAUCAAUUUUAUUGCUGGCACUGCUGGUUGAGCCAAUUGCAUCUCAAUCUAUCUAUCCUUACAUCAAUCAGCUUGUCAGUGAGUUGGACAUCACUGGCGGUGAUGAGCGGAAAGUCGGAUAUUAUGCGGGGCUGAUCGUAACCGUGCUUCGGAUCGUGUUGGCCGUAAACCUGUUCUCUUGAUAGGGAUCUUCGGGCUCUCCCUAUCAAUGUUGUGUUUUGGAUUAUCCAAGACACUGUUGCGGCUGAUUCUCAGUCGUUGCAUUACUGGAGCCUUGAAUGG
Messenger RNA from Suillus paluster, 522 nucleotides. RefSeq lists its product as uncharacterized. The transcript is spliced from 5 exons. The record is from RefSeq and is a predicted model, not a curated record. Bases 126 to 422 code for a protein of 98 amino acids. Lineage: Eukaryota; Fungi; Basidiomycota; Agaricomycetes; Boletales; Suillaceae.